Messenger RNA from Gekko japonicus, 2005 nucleotides. RefSeq names its product cysteine conjugate-beta lyase 2 (gene KYAT3). Lineage: Eukaryota; Metazoa; Chordata; Lepidosauria; Squamata; Gekkonidae. Gene Ontology annotation, biological process: biosynthetic process. Gene Ontology annotation, cellular component: mitochondrion; cytoplasm. Gene Ontology annotation, molecular function: L-kynurenine:2-oxoglutarate transaminase activity; pyridoxal phosphate binding. The coding region runs from base 188 to 1447 and encodes 419 amino acids. The record is from RefSeq and is a predicted model, not a curated record. The transcript is spliced from 13 exons.
GGGAGGAGAGACAAGGAGGCCUAGUUCUCCGCUCCCCUGCCGCGUCUUUGCUGCCAUCCCUCCAGUGGGCGGGUAAAGGGGAGGGAGAAAACCCCGUCAAAGUUGCAGAUUUUGCGGCUGUGAAAUCUGACGAGACGGUCCUCAGUGGUUCAGGCUGCGUCCGUAUUUUCUUCUCAGCCCCCUGACUAUGGCCUUCAGACAUAAAAAUGCAAAACGAAUUGAAGGGCUUGACAGUAAUGUAUGGGUGGAAUUUACCAGCUUAGCUGCAGAUCCCUCAGUUGUUAAUCUCGGACAAGGCCUUCCUGAUAUAUCGCCUCCUAACUACUUAAAAGAAGAGUUGGCAAAAGUAGCCUUUGUGAAUAGGUUAAACCAAUAUACACGUGGUUUUGGACAUCCGCUGUUGGUGAAGGCCUUGUCCCAAGUUUAUGGAAAGGUUUGUGGAAGAAAGAUCGACCCAUACACUGACAUCCUGGUGACAAUAGGAGCAUAUGGAUCUUUAUUUAGUGCAAUGCAGGGACUCAUUGAAGUAGAAGAUGAAGUAAUAAUAAUAGAGCCGUACUACGACUGUUAUGUGGACAUGGUGAAGAUGGCAGGUGCAAAACCUGUCUGUAUACCUUUGAGAUAUAAACCUGCAGCUGGAGGAGAUGUUGCCUCUAGUGCUGACUGGGUGUUGGAUCCUGCUGGACUUGCGAGUAAAUUUAAUCCCAAGACAAAAGCUAUUGUACUGAAUACCCCUCACAAUCCUAUAGGAAAGGUCUAUACAAAAGAAGAGCUCCAGAAAAUUGCUGAUCUCUGUAUUAAGCAUGACAUCUUGUGCAUCAGUGAUGAGGUGUAUGAGUGGCUGGUAUAUACUGGAAAGAAGCACAUUAAAAUCGCUACUUUGCCUGGAAUGUGGGAAAGAACAGUAACUAUAGGAAGUGUUGGGAAAACAUACACUGUAACUGGCUGGAAGCUUGGAUGGUCCAUUGGUCCCCAGCAUCUGAUAAAACAUUUGCAAGUCGUUCACCAAAAUUCACUCUAUACAUGUCCGACUCCAUUACAGGAGGCUGUGGCACAAGCUCUUUUGAUAGAUUUCAAACGGAUGGAUGAGUCAGACUGCUACUUCUACUCUCUGCCUAAGGAACUGGAGGGCAAGCGGAACCAAUUGGCUCGGAUGCUGCAAGAAGCUGGACUGAAACCUGUUGUUCCAGAGGGAGGAUACUUCAUGGUGGUUGAUGUAUCCACACUAAAUGUGGAUUUAUCGGACAUGGAAGAGGAUAAGCCUUAUGAUUAUAAAUUUGUAAAAUGGAUGAUAAAAAACAAGAAGCUGGCAGCUAUACCUCUCUCUUCAUUUUGUGGCCCAGAGACUCAACAGAAGUUCGAGAAGUACAUCCGGUUUUGCUUCAUCAAAGAAGACAGCACAUUGGAUGCAGCAGAAAAGAUCCUGAAGAACUGGAAGAAACGUUAACUCAGAAGUUUUUACAGAUGUCUGUACAUAAUUUUACACUUAACAUCAGACUUAAAGUUAUGUUUUUCAUGAACCUUCUUAAAAUUGCACUAUGCUGCCAUCUGCUGGAUAUUCAAUAAAAAUGUUUGCUUUUUAUAUUCUCCAAAUUAAAGUAUUUCCCCCCCAAAAAAGAUCCAUUGGAAUAAUUAUGCUUUAUUUUAGAUUUUUAACAGGCCUUUUGUAAAAUAUAUGCACACUGCAUCCCUUAGAGCCCUGUACAAUGAAUGCCUUUGCACAUGCAAUUAUGUGUUUUCUAUACAGCUGUUGUUUGAACAGCUGCUCUUCUGCAUGCCCAGCAGAAGCAGUCUGUGUAUGAGUGCUUUGAUUGACAGGGUCCUUGCUGUACUAGAUUGUGCCAGGAAAGCCCAUGGCCUACUGGUAAGGAGAAGGCAGCUGCACAGCACUCAGGGGCUGGGUCAGGGCAAUCUUGCCCCAGUGUACGUUUUCAAAAGUUUUUACUACCAUAGUCAGUUUUCGUCUACUUUUACUCCACAGUUAGUUUGAAUCUGAACUCCAGCU